This is a messenger RNA of Corylus avellana, 1352 nucleotides long. RefSeq names its product serine/arginine-rich SC35-like splicing factor SCL33. The record is from RefSeq and is a predicted model, not a curated record. Gene Ontology annotation, molecular function: RNA binding. NCBI's taxonomy places the organism in Eukaryota, Viridiplantae, Streptophyta, Magnoliopsida, Fagales, Betulaceae.
CUCGAACAGAACAUUCAGGCGAUUUGUGGUGCUCUGAUGCAGAGAAAGACUGAAAGACAAAGUACCAAUUUAAGCUUAGGAUCAGAGCAGAGCCUCAAAUUCCCUUUCGUUGUUCGUGAAAGAGAGCCGCUCCAGCGAAUCAGAGAUCCUUCUUUCAUUGCUUCUCAGGAAAGUGAAAUGAGGGGUAGAAGUUACAGCUACAGCCCUUCACCACCUAGGGGUUAUAGCCGAAGACGUCGUAGCUCUAGCCCCAGGGGCCGCUAUGGAGGUCGUGGUAGAGAUCUUCCUACAAGCCUUUUGGUUCGAAACCUUCGUCUUGACUGCAGGCCAGAGGAUUUACGUCGGCCAUUUGGGCAGUUUGGCCCCCUCAAGGACGUUUACUUGCCUCGAGAUUAUUAUACUGGGGAGCCACGUGGCUUUGGGUUUGUCCAGUAUGUAGACCCUUCCGAUGCUGCAGAUGCCAAAUAUCAUAUGAAUGGUCAGAUUCUUCUUGGUCGUGAAUUGACUGUUGUUUUUGCUGAGGAAAACAGAAAGAAGCCUUCAGAAAUGAGGAACAGAGAGCGUUCUAGGGGUCGAGCAUAUGCACGAACUUACUCUCGAAGUCCAGAUUAUUAUUCCCCUCACCCUAGACGGAGGCGUUAUUCGAGGUCGAUUUCCCCCAGAGAUAGAAGGUACAGGGAGCGAUCAUACUCGAGGUCACCUUCUGGGUCACCCAGGGACACAAGCUACAGGGGGCGAUCAUACUCGAGGUCAACUGAUGGGUCAAGGAAUCGCAGCCGCAGCUUUACUAGGAGCCGCAGUCGAAGCCCGGAUUACUAACUCAUUAGUGAUUAGUUAAUACUUAAUAGAGGUCGUCUAUGAGCUAGAAUUUUAUUGGAAGCCAGGUACCUUAUUCUAGAAGUGGACUUUUAAUUAGCCUGGUUUGAUGUACUAAUAAUUUGAUGCUUGUGACGAUUUAGAACCUUUUUUUUUUUUUAGGAGGUGACGAUAUAGAAUUGUUACUUUUAUAAGUAUUUCCCUCAACGCUUCUAUUAUUAUGGGAAAUUUAUUAGAUUUUUCCAUAUUUUUAAUUUGCUAACGUAUCCAUUACGAUAUGACUUGAGCUCACAAGACUCGUUCAUCAUAUUAAACAACAAUAAUCAUACUCAAUAUUAUACAUUGCAAUUUUAUUUUAUUUUUUCUAAGUACUGAAUAUGUAGUUAUGUCAACCAAAACGCAUAACAUCCACCUCAGCAUCCUCAUAUAAAAUCUACAGCUUGAUCUAGUCGACAGCUAGUGCUCGACAUACUAUAAUCGCUCGCUGCUACGUCUGUCAACACAGCCGAUUAGAUCUCCACGCAGCAGCCUGAUUG